AUGCAUUACCCUCUACACGUGAGUAUAUCGACGCUAAUACAAUCCUCGUUGACUGACAGAAAAAAAAGAAAAGAGCUUGUUCUAUUGCAGAUAACGGUACUUUGUGCGACGUUCUGGAUCCUUCAGGAUGACGUGUACGCUGCAAAAAACGGAUUAAAUGCUGAGGUGCUGACAUCGUUCGCCAAGAACGUGGCGUCGAUCAUAUCGACGACCUUGUUGGGAGAGUAUCAGGAGCAAUCGACGAACCAAUUAUCUUCCAGUCUUCUGAAAAAGAUACAGGAUGACCCGUCCUUGCUUAAUGCUGAGAAUAUCGAGAAUGAGAGUUUAGAAGAGGCGUCGAAAUUCUCUUCGAAUCGCCAACGGCGGCAAGCACGUUCAUCAAAGGAAGUAAGAGGGGCAUUCCAAGAUGGUUACAUAACGCCGAACCCGCUGGGAUACUCGAAAUAUUAUAAUCCUGAACCUUACAAGCCGUACGAAUAUACGGCGAACCAUGAUGGACGAAUUUCUGGAAAAGAGGACGUCUUCAACGUUCAAACCUCGAAGAACACCAACGUAGAUACCAGAGGCAAUUCUAUCGAUGCAGACAUCAAUGCAGCUUCUGUUUAUUAUUCUGAUAGAUAUCGGUAUCCUGCUGGACACAAUUCUAAUCCUGUUCAUCCAGCGGUAAAUUCGAAUCUUCACCCAUACUUUGGAUUUCAACCUGUUUAUCACCAUUCGCCACCUCAGAAUCCUGGAGAACCAGGUCAACCUUCGGAAAUAGAGGAAAAUAGAAACGAGAAUGGUAGACGUAGACCGUAUAAUCUGAAUUACCAGGCUCAUUUUCACGCUCCUAACCACAGACACGUAGGAUUCUAUCCACAUGGAAGACCGAUAGAAGGGAACGGUCAACCUUCACCACCGGUAAAUGGUCAGGAUGAAAGUAAUCCAUCUAGACUGAUCGACGACCAGAAUCAAGGCCAAUCGACCUUAGGAGGAUACGAUUAUAGUCCUCAUUUUCACUACAGACCACCUUACCACGGUGGUUUCUAUCAUGGUUUUCCUGACUUUCCUUAUCACCCUCAUAAUGUUUCUGAUAAUCCAGGGUACGGAGAACAAGGAGGUAAUUUUACCGGUGGUUAUCCACCCUACGGUCCACCAGGUUUUCCUGAUUAUAAAUACAAUCCUUAUCCUUACUAUUCACCCUUUCCCCCGUACCAUGGGCCCAGAAGACCCGUCGAACCUCAAAAUCCUCCGGAAAAUUCUGGUAAUGGAGAACCGAAUAUGUCACCGGAAAACGGACAGGCUGAUGGGAAUGGAACGGUACAGAAUCGACCGCCCUAUGGAUUUCCACCGUAUGGUCCAGUUUAUGGAGAUUUUCAUUUCCCAGGAUAUCCCUUAGCGGGAUAUAAUGGUUUUCCCUAUCAUCAUUUCAAUCAUGGGUUCCAUAAUCACCUGUUUCCAUAUUUUAAACUGGGUCCUUAUCCUCAUUUUCCAUUGGGUCCUUUUUACAACCACUUUGGUGGUUAUCAUCGUCCUUAUAAUGGCAGAAAACCUAUGAUGAUGCCUGAUAAGCCCAUGCAGGAUGAUAAGAGUACUAGCGAAAACGCUGAAGGGUCACCUCCGAACAGCGACGCGGAAAUGAUAGCAGAGAGCAAAGCGGAAAUAACUGAAAACAAGGAGCUUCCUUCUUGGCUUUUUACCGAAGAAAUUAAAAAGCCAGUAUCUGAUCAAUCUAUCGAGAAGAUAUCUUAA
Osmia bicornis bicornis is the source of this 1731-nucleotide messenger RNA. RefSeq names its product calcium homeostasis endoplasmic reticulum protein-like. Bases 1 to 1731 code for a protein of 576 amino acids. Lineage: Eukaryota; Metazoa; Arthropoda; Insecta; Hymenoptera; Megachilidae. The record is from RefSeq and is a predicted model, not a curated record. The transcript has 3 exons.